AUGGCGGUAGGAUGUAACAGCCUACCACCAGGGGCCUUAGCGGUAGGAAACAUCCCUACCGCCAAACAGGCUGGCGGUAGUUUGUACAACCCUACCGCCAAAGUGCCCGAUGAUAGGCGCGAGCACGAACUGUGUUUCAUAUUUAGAAGGAAUUUACGAAUUUUGCUGAUAAAAUUGGACAUCAAUUGGCUGCAAAUUAUGGAGCACCUCCCGGUAGAAGUUAUUGGCAACAUCCUUGCACAUCUUAGUGCUGCACGAGAUGUCAUGGUUUCCUCUGCGGUUUGCCGGAAGUGGCGGGAGGCCUGCAGGAAGCAUCUCCAUUCACUGUCCUUCAAUUCAGACGACUUUCCUCGGGACAUGACCACACGUCAACUGGAGAUCAUCAUCACACAGACUAUAUUUCAGACGAUGGGACUGCAAUGCCUCUCUAUUCACAUAGAUAACACACAUGAGUUCUCUGCAGCACCUGUGAUUGCAUGGCUAAUGUAUACCAGGGAGACGCUCCGGUGCCUGUAUUACAACAUCCAAACCAACCCUAAUGUAAACAUCCUGGAGAAGUGUGGGAGACAGAAGCUGGAGGUGUUGGAUUUGGACCAUAACACAAUCACCGGUGUUGAACCAAGCUACCAGAGGUUCACUUGUCUUAAAUCCCUUUAUUUGAGGCAUGUGAGCAUUUCUGCCCUGGAUUUGAGCCUUCUAGUUGCUGCUUGCCCCAAGAUCGAGUCACUAGCACUUGAUGUCCUUGAGAUUGUCACUUCUGAUUCGCAGUCUACAAUGGAAUUAACAAGUCAUACCUUGAAAAGCAUCUUCGUAAAAACAGUUGGCGUGGAUAAGAUCAUACUCGAUGCAGAUAAUCUGGAGGUCCUGCACCUGAAUGCUUUGAACCUUGAUCUGUUUGAGCUCUCUGGGAAGGGUACACUAAAGCAUCUCAAGAUUGAUGACGUGAGUGUUACACAUUUGGAUAUUGGGGAGAGUACAGAUCAUCUGGAGGUUGUGGAUGUGAGUAACUUUAUGAUAGUCUGGCCAAAGUUCUACAAUAUGAUAUCUAGAGCAUGCAACUUGCGGAUGCUACGUUUCUGGGGUGUUGCGUUUGAUGAUGAUGAUGAGAUUGUGGACUUGGAGACUGUUGCUGUUGCAUUUCCUCUUCUAAGGCAUCUUUCACUAAGUUAUGAAUUACGAGAUGGGCUACUGCAAGGAUUGUCACCACUGGAGAAUGUUUCGGUUCUGGAACUUGGUUGGACAGUAAUAAGUGAGCACUUUGGACCCUGGGUGUUUGGAAUGAUUGAAAGGUGUCCAAAUCUCAAGAAACUUGUCAUUCAUGGUGUUCUUUCUGAGGCAAAAACACGCGAAGAGCGCAAGAUGUUGGCAACCUUUACCUCUUUUAUUGUUUGUCUCAUGAGAAAGUAUGUGCAUGUGGAUGUGCAAUUUGAGUAUGAGUGA
Molecule: messenger RNA, 1440 nt
Organism: Triticum turgidum subsp. durum (durum wheat)
Lineage: Eukaryota; Viridiplantae; Streptophyta; Magnoliopsida; Poales; Poaceae
Source: the annotation of a GenBank genome assembly